Messenger RNA from Pocillopora verrucosa, 2104 nucleotides. Its product is annotated as dolichol kinase-like. Gene Ontology annotation, molecular function: dolichol kinase activity. Gene Ontology annotation, biological process: dolichyl monophosphate biosynthetic process. Gene Ontology annotation, cellular component: endoplasmic reticulum membrane. NCBI's taxonomy places the organism in Eukaryota, Metazoa, Cnidaria, Anthozoa, Scleractinia, Pocilloporidae. The record is from RefSeq and is a predicted model, not a curated record.
CCUUUUACACAAAUUCAAGCACACAUAACCCUCUGUCUACUCCGAAAUGUAAUUCCCUCGUGUGACAUGCACGAACUAUGCUCGUUUUUUGCAACACUUUUGCAAGUAUCGGGCGAAAGUCAUGGAAGUGCAUUGGAACCUCGAUUUCUCCCGAUUUCCCGCUCUAGAGGGCAGAUGAGAGUAAAUACAAAGGUAACUUACUUUCGCAGAAAAACGUCCCGAAAAAUGCUCAGAAAAACGUUCGCAAUCUAAAGAAGAGCCACACACAUGCUCAAGCCAAAGGAUAACACCUGUUUCUUUGUCAACCAUUCUCAUUCUCCUUCCGGUGUAACACUUGUCCCAGAUCUUCCUCAUCUUAUUGGACUGGAACUAACCUUGGUGAUGUUAUGUGCCCAGUGGAUUCUGCAUCCAAGGGGUCAACGAUUGAAAUUGCGGGUUUCGUUAGAUUUUCGGUAGCGAUAAGUUAUUGAGAAUGAUUGGGGAGUCGGCAGUAGUGGUUGGAUGUAGUUUAUACGUGUUUUGCAGUCAGUUUGAGUUGAAACAAAGCGCUGGUUACAUCCUAUUCCAUGUAACAGUUUUUUUGGUCGCUUGUAUUCCAUCGGUGAAGUGGACCGCAGGGAUAAGAAAAUGGUUUGAUUUAAGGCCAAUUGCUAGAGACGGCAUGGAAAUUGGUUCACUUCUAGUUCCCAUGGUGAUCACAAGUCAAAUGGCAUUUCUCGAGAAAUGGGACAGUAAAUACAUGUAUCUCAAAGUCACAGAGGUGGAAAGAUCUUAUCUGUUGGCUUCUCAGUUGAUGGGCAUGUUCACUGCCUCCAUUCUGCUGAUUAUAAAUCAUGUGAAACCUAUGAUGUCAUCAGUCUUCUUUUUUAUGGUCACGGCCUGUAUAGCAGCUACAAUAGGUGUUCAGCUGGAUGUUGAUAUUAUGUGGGUGUCCAUAAGUGUGUUGCUAUACUUUGUUGCUCUCUUUGCCAUCUUGUGGUGGAUACCAGGAUGUUUUACCAUUGGUGAGGCCAUGAUUGUGACACAAGCAGUUGUUUUGGUGGCAAUUGAUUCAUAUGCAAACCUAGGAAUAAAGUUAGUAUACAUUUCACCAACCUUCUAUAAUCUGUUUGGAAUUCAUGCUGAGGUUGCAAGAGGAACUCUUACUUUGUGGAUGCAGCUUUUAUUGGUUGGAUCAUUGACAACUGGUCUUCUCCUUCUACCAGUGUUUUACUAUCUCUCUUUAGUAAGGGACUAUUGGGAGAGAUUAACUGGUUACAUGGCUUUCUAUGCUGUAUUGUUGUUUACAUUCUUUGCUCUCCUGUUGCCAUGGUCUGUGCUAAUUUUGGGUGGUAUCAAUCCAUUUGUGUGGCUAUGGGACUAUUUAGACACUGGGAACAUUAGGAUGCCGCUAGUUCGUUACUGGUUUUGUGUCGUUUUUGUAGCUGUAGGGUUUGUUGCAUGGAAAAGUCUGCGACGUCAAUCAUCGCCAAAUGCCUCUGGCACGAUAACUCGUAAAGUUUUCCACCUCUUGGCGUUAGCGAUCUACAUACCAGGCGUGAUUUACGAGCCAAACAUAACCCAUUUAGCUUCAUCCGUCGCUGUUGCAGCUUUUCUAUUUAUAGAGUACAUCCGAUUGUACAGAAUAGGACCGUUUGGUGAAACAAUUCACUCAGCACUUGAGGUGUUUUUAGAUGAGAAAGAUUCUGGGCCACUCAUUCUAACCCACUUGUAUUUGUUACUGGGCUUUGCUGUGCCGUUGUGGUUAUAUCCUGUCGAUUACCUGAAGAGUGACUCCACUGGCUGCAAGCUUGCACUGUAUUCUGGGAUCCUUUCCCUUGGUAUUGGCGACACGAUGGCAUCCGUUGUUGGGAAAAGAUUUGGACGCUGUCGCUGGCCGGGUGGAGUGAAAACUGUGGAAGGAACAUUAGCUGGUAUCGCAUCGCAAAUGUUGUUUCUUUGGAGUCUCCAUCAUAAAGGUUUUCUAUUUUUACCAGAAGAACGAUGGUUACCAGUAUCCAUGGCGAUAAUUUCCGGGUCUGUGCUCGAGGGAUGGACAACACAGAUUGAUAACAUCGUACUCUCGCCUUUCUUAUGCUCGCUUCUAAUGUUCAAAUGUAGAUAG